Messenger RNA from Cryptosporidium ubiquitum, 1287 nucleotides. RefSeq names its product glycosyl transferase. The record is from RefSeq and is a predicted model, not a curated record. The transcript has a single exon. The coding region runs from base 1 to 1287 and encodes 428 amino acids. Gene Ontology annotation, molecular function: GPI-anchor transamidase activity. Gene Ontology annotation, biological process: proteolysis; attachment of GPI anchor to protein; protein localization to cell surface. Gene Ontology annotation, cellular component: GPI-anchor transamidase complex. NCBI's taxonomy places the organism in Eukaryota, Apicomplexa, Conoidasida, Eucoccidiorida, Cryptosporidiidae.
AUGAGGGUCUUGAAAGUUUUUGUUCUUGUACUAAUAUAUAAUUUGAAACUCCUUUUUCAGAAAUAUCUCACAAAAACUGAAAUAUGUGAGUUUUCUUUUCUUGAAUUAAAAAACCGGAAUAAUUGGGCAGUUAUAGUUUCAACUUCCAGAUACUGGCACAAUUAUAGGCAUAAUACAAAUGCAUUAAGUUUUUACAAUUUUCUGAGACAAAACGGCUUCAAAGAUGAUAGAGUUAUUUUAAUGUUGGCAGAAAAUAUUCCUUGUAACACUAGAAAUUCAAUUCCAGGAGGAGUUUAUAGCGAAGACUAUGAUCUCUUUUAUAACUUAAACAAUUAUACGCAAACAAUGGAAUGUGCGGAUACGGACUACAAGGAGGAAGAAGUUACAGUUUCAAACUUUAUAAGAGUAUUAACAGGCAAACACGAUAUCAGCGUUCCAAAUAAGAAAAGACUUCUUUCAGAUGAGAAUUCGAAUAUAUUUAUAUUUUUAACAGGGCAUGGUGGAGAUGGAUUUCUGAAGUUCCAGGAUUUUGAAGAAAUGACAUCUCUCGAACUUUCGAAUGCAAUAAAAGAAAUGAAAACUCAAAAGAGAUUCAAAAAAAUCUUUAUUAUAUCAGAGACUUGCCAGGCAUCGACACUGCAUAAUCACUUGGAUCUCGAAGAUGUUUAUGCAAUAGGUUGUUCCAGUUUAGGUCAGAGCUCCUAUAGUAAACAUUAUAAGAGCGAAUUAGGAGUGGCUUCAAUUGACAGAUUCACACACUUCAGUUUGGCAGAUUUUAAAAACUUAAAUAGAAAUAAGCUAAUGCCUAUAAUUAGCUUGAUUGGAAAAUACUCAAUAAAUCAUCUUAAAUCUACUCCCCAAAUAAAAUAUAAGUCCGGGAAAAUAGAUAUAAAACACGUCUAUGUAAACGAAUUCUUUUUCCCAAAUAUUGAAAAAGUUAUUACUUUGGAUAUUGAAAGCCUAAUCCUCAAUUACAUCGAUUUAAAGACACCCUUAAAACAGGUUUUGAAUAAAAGAGUUUCAAAAUUCUUAAACUGUUCACUUUUUAAUCAUACAUUAAAAAAAUAUAGUAGCAAUUUGAAUUUGUUAGAGUCAUCAAAUUGUCACUUUAAAGAUACAAUUAAAAAAUUUGUAAUAUCUUCUCAAAAAAGAGCUAUUUUUAAUUCAACAUUCUCAUCUAGAAAUUUUAUUGAUAGUAUGUCAACAUUGAAAUUAACCAAAGCAAUUUCUGGGCUAUCUGCUACUUUAGUAAUAGGAUUUAUAUUAUCAUAUUAUAGUGCAUUAUAA